Molecule: messenger RNA, 1650 nt
Organism: Penicillium cosmopolitanum
Lineage: Eukaryota; Fungi; Ascomycota; Eurotiomycetes; Eurotiales; Aspergillaceae
Product: flavin monoamine oxidase family protein
Exons: 5
Coding region: 1-1650 (549 amino acids)
Molecular function (GO): oxidoreductase activity
Source: RefSeq, a predicted model, not a curated record
AUGCCAUAUCAAAAGAAGACUACAGAUGGGUACUCCUGGACUCGCGCCACGGGUGUUCGACGGGGCGGGCUUCAUUGCAGGGGAGUCGUAGAGCCGCGUGAGAAGAAUACUGUGCCUGCCGGUCACAUUUAUGACGCAAUUGUUAUUGGGGCGGGCUAUGCUGGUCUGAUGGCAGCUCGCGAGAUGACUGAUCGAGGGCUGACUGUCCUUUUACUCGAAGCCCGCGACCGAGUGGGUGGACGCACAUACACUACUGAAGAAGAUGGUAUUCUAUAUGAGAUGGGGGGUACGUGGGUCACCCACCAUAUGGCUUUUCUCUUUAAAGAAAUGACUCGUUACGGCAUGGACCGAGAUUUGACACUCACGCACCACCGGGGGUAUGAAAAUGAUUACUAUACCAUAGAUGUUCCCGGUGCAACUCCGCGAAAGCUCGCACAUGAAGAAGCCGGAAAAAUCGCGGCAAGAGGCUGGGAUAUAUUCAUUAACGUCGACGGCGAGAACUGUCGCAGGAUUUGUCCGCUUCCCCACUCCCAGUUGGAUAAUAUCCUCACCGAUAGAAAGGAAGUGGAACAGUACGACAGAAUAUCUUGUCGGGAACGAUACGACGCGAUAAAACACCUACUCACGCCUGAGGAGGCGGGAGUCCUGAUGGCCCUCUUACUUCACAUUUCGGGAGGCACGAUGGAAAAUUCCAGUGUUUGGGAUAUGGUCCGAUCGCAUGCACUUAUGUCCUACAGUUCUGAUAAUUUUGGCACCAUCUGGACUACGUUCAAACUCCGCGAAGGCCAAUCUGAGCUCGCACAUCGAAUUUUCCAGGAUUCGGUCGAACACGGACUACAGUAUGCAUUCGAAACACCAAUUUGCGAGAUCAUUCAACGCUCAAAUAGGCAAACUCAGCUCUUGGAGGUAGUUACAGCCUCUGGGGCUAUCUACAAGGCCCGACAAGCUGUCAGCACCAUUCCUCUGAAUGUCUUGCGUACCAUCAAGUUCGACCCUCCACUUUCCAACAAACGUCAAGAAGCCCUUGAAAUUGGGCAUGUUAAUUUCAUGACCAAAAUUCAUGCCGAAGUGGAAGGUCCUGGACUCGCUUCAUGGAAUGGAAUGAAGUUCCCGAAUUUGCUCAUGUUUGGUUACGGAGACGGUGUCACUGAAAAUGGGAAUGCUCAUAUUGUAGGAUUUGGCAAAGACGAGAGAUCCACAUACGUACCGGAGCGCCAUCCAGAGAAAACAAUCAGCGCUUUCCAGAAGAUGCACCCAAUGACGGUGAAAAAGAUGGUGUUCCAUAACUGGGUUACUGACCCUUGGUCUCGUGGUGGCCCGGCUUGGUGGACGCCUGAAUACAUGUCGAAAUAUCAAGAUGAGCUACAGAGCCGUCAUGGCAAUGUCCACUUCGCGUCAGCGGAUUGGGCCAACGGCUGGCGGGCAGCGAUUGACGGCGCGCUUGAGCAAGGAUUCCUUGCAGCGCAGGGCAUCAUUGCAGAGGCGAGACAGAUGGCACAGUCUCCUUUCAACCCCCCGAAUCUAGACAUAAGACACCAUCGUCAUCCUUUGAAUUUGCUUUCCCAUUGUCCAUUCAGCGAUGUGCGGAGACGUUUACUUAGUGAGCUUCUCUGGGAUGACUCUGCCUUAGCCAACAUCCCUAAGAAGUAG